Haliaeetus leucocephalus (bald eagle) is the source of this 1116-nucleotide messenger RNA. It is a transcript of the gene G6PC1, whose product is annotated as glucose-6-phosphatase, catalytic subunit. Gene Ontology annotation, molecular function: glucose-6-phosphatase activity. Gene Ontology annotation, cellular component: membrane. Bases 40 to 1116 code for a protein of 358 amino acids. Gene Ontology annotation, biological process: gluconeogenesis; glucose 6-phosphate metabolic process. Lineage: Eukaryota; Metazoa; Chordata; Aves; Accipitriformes; Accipitridae. The transcript is spliced from 5 exons. The record is from RefSeq and is a predicted model, not a curated record.
AGCCUGAGCUGCGCUGAAGGGCAGUGGCUGCAGAGGAAGAUGGAGGCUGGCAUGAACCUCCUGCACGACAUGGGCAUCCAGGCAACACACUGGCUGCAGGAACAUUUCCAGGGCUCCCAGGACUGGUUCCUCUUCAUCUCCUUUGCUGCCGACCUCAGGAACACUUUCUUCGUCCUCUUCCCUAUCUGGUUCCACUUCAGCAAGUCAGUAGGCAUCAGGCUCAUCUGGGUGGCCGUGAUCGGUGACUGGCUCAACCUCGUCUUCAAGUGGAUCCUCUUUGGGGAGAGACCAUACUGGUGGGUCCAUGAGACGGACUAUUACAGCAACACCUCCGCCCCAGAGAUCCAGCAGUUUCCACUCACCUGCGAGACCGGCCCUGGGAGCCCCUCCGGCCAUGCCAUGGGCGCAGCAGGUGUGUACUAUGUCAUGGUGACAGCCCUGCUCUCCACUGCCAUGGGGAAGAAGCAGUUGAGGACGCUCAAAUACUGGGUGCUGUGGAUGGUGCUUUGGACAGGGUUCUGGGCAGUUCAGGUCUGCGUCUGCCUGUCCCGAGUCUUCAUUGCUGCCCACUUCCCCCAUCAGGUCAUUGCGGGGGUCAUUUCAGGGAUGGCUGUGGCCAAAACUUUCCAGCACGUCCGCUGCAUCUACCAUGCCAGCCUCCGCCGGUACCUGGGCAUCACCUUCUUCCUCUUCAGCUUUGCCCUGGGCUUCUACCUCCUGCUGCGGGUGCUCGGCGUGGACCUGCUCUGGACGCUGGAGAAGGCGCAGAGGUGGUGCGCCCACCCCGAGUGGGUCCACAUCGACACCACCCCCUUCGCCAGCCUCCUCCGUAACCUGGGCAUCCUCUUUGGGCUGGGGCUGGCCCUCAACUCCCACAUGUACCUGGAGAGCUGCCGGGGGAAGCAGGGCCAGCAGCUGCCCUUCCGCCUGGGCUGCAUCGCCACCUCCCUCCUCGUCCUACACCUCUUCGACGCCUUCAAGCCGCCCUCCCACAUGCAGCUGCUCUUCUACGUCCUCUCCUUCUGCAAGAGCGCAGCUGUGCCACUGGCCACUGUCAGCCUCAUCCCCUACUGCAUCUCCCAUCUCCGGGCCACUCAGGACAAGAAGGCUGUCUAG